Messenger RNA from Onthophagus taurus, 1449 nucleotides. RefSeq names its product no mitochondrial derivative (gene nmd). Gene Ontology annotation, cellular component: mitochondrial outer membrane. The record is from RefSeq and is a predicted model, not a curated record. Gene Ontology annotation, molecular function: ATP hydrolysis activity; ATP binding. Lineage: Eukaryota; Metazoa; Arthropoda; Insecta; Coleoptera; Scarabaeidae. Gene Ontology annotation, biological process: extraction of mislocalized protein from mitochondrial outer membrane.
CGGCUACGUCAAAUUUUAUCACAAGAACUGUCAUUUCCUUCUACUUCCAUCCGAGAAGAAUUACGCGUGCGAGAACGAUGAGAAGAUAAUCGGAUUCAUUUUCCUCGAUUAAUACGAAAAAAACACGGAUCGUUUACCGUUUAGGAAAUUGAAAACGAUGGCGGACGAUACUUUGGGGUACUUAAGGAGGCCGGAAAUCUUCGGGAUGAUGUUGCGCAUCGUUUUCGUAUCCGCGAUGUCUUACUACGGGAUUAAAUGGUUCAUGAACCAAGUCGAUCCGACUAAUAAAAGCAAAAAGAGUGCGCGAAAAAAAGCCACGGAACAAUUAGCGCGGUUAGCUAAAAGUGGAAGUCACGUCCUUCCGAUAGAAAAAUUAUCCGAUUAUGAAAUUAUGAUAGCUUCUCACUUAAUACAUCCUGAAGAUAUAAACGUAACAUGGUCUGAUAUCGCUGGAUUAGAAAGUACUGUUCAAGAAUUAAGAGAAACGGUGAUUUUACCAAUUCAACGUCGCGAACUCUUCGCUGAUUCUCAAUUAACUCAAGCUCCGAAAGGUGUUUUAUUACAUGGACCUCCUGGUUGUGGAAAAACUUUAAUUGCAAAAGCGACAGCGCGAGAAGCGGGGACUUGUUUUAUUAAUUUAGAUGUUUCCAUUCUAACUGAUAAGUGGUAUGGUGAGAGUCAGAAAUUAGCGGCGGCCGUGUUUACUUUAGCUGUAAAAAUACAACCUUGUAUCAUAUUUAUUGAUGAAAUUGACUCGUUUUUGCGCGCUCGAAAUAGCACAGAUCAUGAAGCGACCGCGAUGAUGAAAGCGCAAUUUAUGUCGUUUUGGGAUGGUCUAAUAACUGAUCCAAAUUGUACUGUUAUUAUAAUGGGGGCUACAAAUCGCCCUCAAGACUUAGAUAGAGCGAUUUUGCGCCGAAUGCCCGCCGCGUUCCAUAUCCCCCUUCCUAACGCCACCCAAAGGCGGCAAAUUCUCGAAUUAAUCUUAAUUAAUGAACCAGUUGAAGAUAAUGUUGAUGUUAAUAAAAUUGCGCGUUCAACUGACGGGUUUUCUGGCUCAGAUUUAAGAGAAUUAUGUCGAAACGCUUCUGUAUAUCGCGUUCGUGAUUAUAUGAAGAAUAAUAGAGUCACUGUAAGGUCCACACAAUCGACUAGCACGCUGGGGGAAAGCGAGGAUGAAUUCCACGACGCUUUACGGCCGAUUUCAAUGGAUGAUUUGAUGAUUUCCAUGAAUAAGAUGAAAGAAUCAAAGUUACAUUGCGGUAGUUUACACACUGAGAGGAUCGAUCUUGAUUAGUAUUACGAGAUACUCGGGUGUUACUUGAACGGGGGGGACGUGAAGGAUAAUGCGGUUUUUGAACGAUGUACUCGGUAUAAAAAAAUGUAGGAAAUCGCUUCGAAAUCGAUUUUUUUUGUUCGUUUUGUUAAUGAAAAUGAUGUGAGAAGUUU